GUUGUGGUUCCGGUUCCGUCGCGGAGACACGUGAAGGUCGGUGAGUUGCUGCGGAGUUCCUCUCGGCACGCGUGGUGGAGGUGGGAUGGACGCCUCUUCGUCUUCGUCCGCGGCGGAUUUGGGCUCGGUGGACCCACAGCUGCAGCACUUCAUCGAAGUGGAGACUCAGAAGCAGCGCUUCCAGCAGCUGGUGCACCAGAUGACGGAACUUUGUUGGGAGAAGUGCAUGGACAAGCCUGGGCCAAAGUUGGACAGUCGGGCUGAGGCCUGUUUUGUGAACUGCGUUGAGCGCUUCAUUGAUACAAGCCAGUUCAUCUUGAAUCGACUGGAACAGACCCAGAAAACCAAGCCAGUUUUCUCAGAAAGCCUUUCUGACUGAUCUCAGAAUUACCUCUUUGGAAAAGGAAGGUAGUUCAAGAAAUGAAGAGCUGUUGAUGGGAUAGUUGAAGAAAAGGCUAUGGGGGCAGUGGCUCCCACCUUUGUCACUCUUGGGACAUCCUGUCAUUCGAGAAUGAACAAAGACCAAUUUUCUGUGUGUGGGGGGAGGGAGCUUUGAGGGUCAUAUGUGUUUUUAUGCUAAUAUUAUGAGAACAAUUGACAGAUGAAUGAAAAACUCCUAGAUGCAUAUCACUGUAUGUGGGACUGUGCUUUCUCAAAGUCCCAUGAAUUGCUCCCUAUAAUUUUGAUAGUGGAACUGCUUUCUCUGAUUUGAUAGUGGGACCACAUAGGUACAACCUGUCAUUUGCGUGGAUUCAUUUCUGAUUUCUGGGGAGAUUGGUGUACAUCUUUGUGUCUUUCAGAAAGGGCAGCAGUGGGCAAAGAGUAAUUUGCUACUUAACUGUAGGCCUCCUUAUCUUGUGAUCUGAUUAUCAGUGCUGGAAAAAAAUCUAUGGGAUAUUCAUACAAUACACUUAAGCUUUCUAGAUUAUCUCCCUUAUGCUGUGUGUGAUUUACUUAAAUAUAUAAGGUAUGGUCUCGAGGUAGUACAGGUAGCUUGAGUGUCUAGAGGCCUCUGGUUGUAAAGGAAUCUAGCCAGUGAGCAUAACACUUAUUCCUAUACUGCCACGAGGAAGAAGCUUACUUACAUUGUGUAUCAGAGUCGAAAAAAUUCUAAGAUGUGCCUAAAUAGGUUGUAAGGAUUUAGGCCAGUCACACAGCAGUUUCAGGUAGAGAUGCAUGCCUAAUGUUAAUCAGUAUAGGUUCCAUUUAUUGCAUCCUUUUAAUCACUGAAAUAAAAGCUUCUACAAAAUUCAA
Messenger RNA from Suricata suricatta (meerkat), 1254 nucleotides. RefSeq names its product translocase of inner mitochondrial membrane 8A (gene TIMM8A). The record is from RefSeq and is a predicted model, not a curated record. The coding region runs from base 86 to 379 and encodes 97 amino acids. Lineage: Eukaryota; Metazoa; Chordata; Mammalia; Carnivora; Herpestidae. The transcript has 2 exons.